Molecule: messenger RNA, 2016 nt
Organism: Thalassophryne amazonica
Lineage: Eukaryota; Metazoa; Chordata; Actinopteri; Batrachoidiformes; Batrachoididae
Exons: 2
Coding region: 217-2016 (599 amino acids)
Source: RefSeq, a predicted model, not a curated record
GACAGAGGAGCUGCAGCAGCUCUCCUCACAUGCUAAGGUAACAGCAGAGAGCAGCCCGGCUGCAAACUCCAGACAAACUUUAUUCUCUCCUCGCCUGCAUUCUGUCCACUGACCUCCUGGAUCAGAGUAGACGUGGUUCAGAGGAACUUAUUAUGCCAGACUCUUUGAAGACAAACUAACGGCAGUGGACCAUAUCUUGUAUGUUGCUGUGGUGUCAUGGCCCGCCUCAUGAGAAUAGAAUUAAUACUGCUGAAGUGCAUCCUUCUCUACCUGAGUGGCUGCCUGUGUCAGCGCGACUGCACUGGAGUGGAUUGUCCUCUGUUAGAGAACUGUAUUGAAGAAGUACUGGAGAGAGGCACGUGUUGUGCUUCAUGCAUGCAAAAAGGGUGCACAUGUGAGGGUUACCAAUAUUAUGAUUGCAUCAAUGCUGGAUUUAAGAAUGGCAAAGUACCAGAGGGAGACUCUUAUUUUGUGGACUACGGCAGCACAGAAUGCGCCUGCCCUGAGGGAGGCGGCCGAAUAAGUUGCCACUUUAUCAGCUGUCCUGAUCUUCCUCCUAACUGCAUUCAGGUUUCAGAGCCUGCAGAUGGCUGCAGGCAGUGUGAGAGUGUUGGAUGCAUCCACGGUGGACAAAAGUAUGAAGGUGGGCACACCUUCCACAUUGACCGCUGCCAGGUGUGUCACUGCCCUAAUGAAGGUGGGACAUUGAUGUGCUACACUGUACCUGAUUGUGAUCCACAUAAAACCCAUAAGGCCAUGCUGUCUGCUUUGCCAGAUGUUGACACAGCCAGCAGACAUAACAGUGACCCUUACAGAUUUCAGCAACAAGGUCCCACAGAACAUUCAUCCACACCAUACCACCUGUCACCCAGUGGGAAUCUUCCUCUUUUUAAAUCUUCUCCAUUGGAAAAGGAUGAUUUAGAGGACUAUGAUUAUGGUCCGACAGAACUUCCAGAGACAUACUAUGACUCUUUGUCCUUUUCUACUGAGUCUUCCUCUUCCAGUAAGGUCAUCUCAGAACUCCGUGACUCUGAAGUACCUCACAGAACCUCUAAGAUUCUGAACUUUGAAAGAGGACCCAAGCUGGAGCUGAGAGAGCGAUACGGGGUUCAUGACCAUCCCACCAACAGAGAAAUUACAGAAAGACCCCUGAUAGUAGACCAGAGUAUGGAAGCCACUUCUUCUUUGCAACCCUCAGAGGGUCUAACAAGUGGACAAAAUGCCUUAUUCAAUCCAGAGACAGAUUUUCAGAAUCCUUUGCAUACACGUAGCAGUCAAGAUGAUGUCAUAUUUCCUCUCAAAGGUGUAGGCAGUGAAGAACCCCAGGAACAUCCACAGAGGAUUGCAGAGUAUCCCAUUCAUCAUCAGACAAGCUUUGAGGAUGGGAUACAUAGCCACAGUACAUCAAAGAGUGUGACACAUGGAAAUUUAGACAAUCACACCAGCGUUCAUUAUCCAGUGAGAGGUACAAUCAGUGAAGACAAUCAACUGAGAGGAUCCGAUGUGGUAAAUUUCACAAUGUACAGGGAAAGAGACCAAGAAACUUCACUUCACUCAGAGGGAACCUCAAAUGGUCAGGCCCAACUGGAGGGGACAGUGGCAUCAGAUUAUUACAGAGGUUUGGAUGAAGAAGGGGGUGAAUCAAACAUUGUAAGUUUUCAGAGUGUUAAUGAGGUUGAAGAAAAAGAUGUGCCAGACAAUGUCAAGUCAAUGCAACAGGAAAGAAGCCACAAUGAUUCAAAUAUCAGCAAUCCCACUCCCUAUGAAAGGACCACAGCUGAGCCCAGCACCAGCUACCCCAGUAUGCAGGAGUAUCAAACAACCCCCACAGUUCAUUUUAGCACCAAAAGCCAGUCAACAAUAAGGGCUGACAUUGAUCACAGUCAGCCCAUUGAAAUGCCAGAUCAACUAUUUAACCAUCCCAGCGAUGGCCACGAUGAGAGACAGACAGAGGUGCCGGAGGGUCACAAUGAAGAAUGGCCGUUUAUGCUUCCCACAAGUGGGGGUAAGUCAUAA